Liolophura sinensis is the source of this 1806-nucleotide messenger RNA. Its product is annotated as piggyBac transposable element-derived protein 4-like. NCBI's taxonomy places the organism in Eukaryota, Metazoa, Mollusca, Polyplacophora, Chitonida, Chitonidae. The transcript has a single exon. The record is from RefSeq and is a predicted model, not a curated record. The coding region runs from base 1 to 1806 and encodes 601 amino acids.
AUGGCUUGCAUGAGUGCAGACGAGGUUGCACAACUUCUGAUGGAAACUGAUGACGAGAUUGAUGAGGCAGGAAUGGAGCUUAGUCUGGACGAUAGUGAGUUUGAAAUCGACAGUGAUGAGGAAAAGUCUAGUGAUGAAUUUUCGCCCGAAACUGCCACAUCUAGUGAUGAAGCGGAACACUUUUCUGGCCGUGGCCGGCCAAGGAUGCACGGAGUUCGCACACGAGGUGGGCGGGGUCAUAGGGUAUGGACCAGGGACGGUCGCACCUCUGUGUCGCCAAAUCGUGGCAUCCGUGGAGUGCCCCGUAGAGUAACAAGACCUAGACCAUCUCAAAGAUUUCCAACCCCUGUAUACAUCUGGACCGAUGGAGAGCAGGAACCGCCUGUAUUCACAUUUACCAAAACACCUGGUCUCAAGAGGCCCGCUGAAGGGAUAUCCCCUGGAAAGUACUUUGAGUUGCUUCUAACUGAUGAGUUAGUGGAUCUAAUGGUUACCGAGACCAAUCGCUAUGCAAAUGCUGAAAUAGCCAAACAACGUCCUUUGCUCAGGGAAUCCCGUCUGUGGGCUUGGAAAGACACUGACGCAGCUGAGAUGAAAAAGUUCUUAGGUCUCCUGAUUCACAUGGGGCCAAAUAAUCUCCCUACCCUGGAACAUUAUUGGACUAAUGACCCACUGUAUAAAACGGAAGUUUAUGGAAAGUCAAUGGGCCGAAAUCGAUUUCAACUUCUUCUAAGGUUUUGGCACUUUUCUGACAACUCACAGAAUUCUGAAGAUCGUCUUAUCAAGAUCCGCCCGUUACUUGAUUACUUUGAUAAAACCAUGAGGGAAGUCUACUAUCCCAAACAAGAUUUGUGCAUUGAUGAAUCAAUGGUAUUAUGGCGUGGGCGGCUUCUGUUUCGUCAGUAUAUCAAGAACAAGCGACACAAGUACGGUGUGAAGCCGUAUGAACUUUGCGAAUCCGAUGGCAUGGUUCUCAAGAUUGUGAUUUAUUCUGGGACUAGUGUCGACGAUGACUUACACCUGGGUCAGUCAGCUGCCGUUGUCUUGCAUCUGAUGUCUGAUUUCUUGGACAAAGGCCACUUGCUGUACACUGACAACUAUUACAACUCGGUUGGCCUAACAAAAGCACUAACAGACAGGUCAACCUAUUUGUGCGGGACACUUCGCUUUGAUCGAAAAGAAAACCCAAAAGACGUCGUUCAGAAAAAGCUGGAAAAGGGAGAACACUGUUGGAAACGGUCCGGGCCGGUGGUGGUGUGCAAGUGGAGAGAUAAACGAGAUGUUCUCACUAUCACCAAUAUGCACAACAUGGAGAUGGUGAACGUGACAAACCGCAACCAAAAGGUAUCCCAGAAACCAAACAUUGUGCGUGAUUAUAACAAUGGGAUGUCUGGGAUCGAUCAGUCAGACCAGAUGCUCUCUUACUAUUUUGCUUUGCGCAAAACAAUCCGUUGGUACAAGAAAAUCGGACUCCAUGGUUUGGAGAUCAUGUUGUUCAAUGCUCACAUGAUGUACAACGAAUCAGUGGGUGAACAAAUGAGAAUGCUGCGGUUCCGUGAAAAGGUAACGCUUCACCUGCUGGGAAACGUUGACCUUCAGCCGACCCUGACUGAAGGACCGCCCGCAGAAACUUUUCACCACCUUGUCGGCGUACCACUUACAGAGAAAAAGGAGAGGCCAACAAAGCCAUGCCGCCAAUGCACGAAAAAUGGCAGAAGACGAGAAACAAGGUACAUUUGCCCCGUAUGUCCUGAGAAACCAGCCCUUUGCGUCGAUCCGUGCUUCAAGGUGUACCAUGUGUUGUGA